AUGCUUCCAACCCACCUCUUUCUGCUAGCCAUUCUUUUCUUCACAGCGACCUUUGCGACUCCCAUCCAAAUAAAACAGAAACGCUCCUUCAAAGUCCCUCGGAUACAACAACAUAACUACAAGCCGAAUGGCAAAGCUGCAUAUCGAAGGGCAUUGUUCAAAUUCGGAUUGUACGAUAUCGAGUUCUUACCUGGUGGCGAGGUAGACACGACAAUCAAAGCGGCAAUCAAAGCUCAGCUCGAUGAGUCGGCCAGUGAGGACGGCGAGACAAGUGCUUCGCCCACGCAAAAUGAUGCCCAGUUUCUGUCGCCGGUGACCGUCGGGGGACAGACUCUGGUCAUGAAUUUUGACAGCGGCUCUUCAGACACAUGGGUCUUCAACACCAAUCUCCCAGCCGAUGACCAACAAGGCCACACGAUCUACGAUCCCACCCAAUCGCCCACUUUCCAGAAUACUUUGCAGGGCAGUACCUUCAACGUCUCCUACGGCGAUGGCUCCUCCGCCUCUGGUCCCGUCGGAGUUGACGAAGUCGACAUCGGUGGCGCCACCGUGUCUGCUCAAGCCAUCGGCCUUCCCGACGACGUAGCCGAGAGUUUCGUGACCGACUCUGCUUCCAACGGUCUGGUCGGCCUUGCUUUCUCAUCGCUCAACACCAUCCAACCCGUUCAGCAAAAGACUUUCUUCGACAACGUCAUGCCGGACCUCACACUCCCGGUCUUCACGGCGCAGUUGAAAUCCGGCGCCGUCGGUGCCUACGAAUUCGGCACCAUCGACACCUCGGCGUUCACGGGCUCAUUGGCCACCGCGCCCGUCGACUCGUCAAAGGGGUUUUGGGAAGUCGACUCCACGAGCGCCGUCGUGCAGAACCAGACCGUCAACGUUGCCGGCGGCACGGCCAUUCUCGACACGGGCACGUCGCUCAUGCUCGUGCCUGACGCAAUGCUCACCGCGUACUGGGGCACCGUGAAUGGCUCACAGGUCUCACAAGACGCGGGCGGCAUCAUCUUCCCCUGCGACGCGGACCUGCCGGAUCUGCAGGUGGCGAUUGGAGACAACAUGGCCACGGUCCAAGGGUCCGGGAUGAACUUUGCCAACGUCGGCGCCGACACAAAUACAGGGGAGCAGUUCUGCUUCGGCGGUCUUCAAUCCAACCAGGGCCUCCCCUUCGCCAUUUACGGCGACGUCUUCUUCCAGUCCCAAUUCGUCGUCUUCGACGGUUCGACGCCUUCAAUCAGCGUUGCUCCGCACUCUUAG
Fonsecaea multimorphosa CBS 102226 is the source of this 1254-nucleotide messenger RNA. RefSeq lists its product as uncharacterized. The record is from RefSeq and is a predicted model, not a curated record. Gene Ontology annotation, biological process: proteolysis. Bases 1 to 1254 code for a protein of 417 amino acids. The transcript is spliced from 3 exons. Lineage: Eukaryota; Fungi; Ascomycota; Eurotiomycetes; Chaetothyriales; Herpotrichiellaceae. Gene Ontology annotation, molecular function: aspartic-type endopeptidase activity.